Messenger RNA from Fundulus heteroclitus (mummichog), 1013 nucleotides. Its product is annotated as ubiquitin carboxyl-terminal hydrolase 37-like. The record is from RefSeq and is a predicted model, not a curated record. Lineage: Eukaryota; Metazoa; Chordata; Actinopteri; Cyprinodontiformes; Fundulidae. Gene Ontology annotation, molecular function: cysteine-type deubiquitinase activity; cysteine-type endopeptidase activity. Gene Ontology annotation, cellular component: nucleus; cytosol. The transcript has 8 exons. Bases 55 to 843 code for a protein of 262 amino acids. Gene Ontology annotation, biological process: protein deubiquitination; G1/S transition of mitotic cell cycle.
AGAUGGUUUCUAGAUAUUGAAGCCAGUCGCUUCACCAACAUCAGAGAGGACAAAAUGUUGGUUCUAUCCACUUUUAAAUGGACCGUCGCUGAGUAUAAUUCAGAUUUUGACGAUGACGAGCAGAAGGAUGCCCAUGAGUUCCUCGUUUGUGUUCUGGACAUAAUGAGGUCUGUGUCAUCAGAGGUUGAGCUGACAGCUGUAAACUCUGGCCUGACCUACACGUGCCCAGUCCGGGAACAUAUUACACUUCAGAUGUUAAACGUCAGAACCUGCAGGGGAUGUGGUGAGCAGUCCUAUAGAAUGGAGGACUUUGUUAACCUCAGUCUGGACCUGGUACCAGGGGGAACGGUGGGCCAGUGUCUGCAGGAGUAUCUCAAGGAGAACCAGAUAGAAUUCACAUGCCACUGUGGAGCGCAGCAGUCGUCCCUGCAGAGCUCUUUCUCCACCCUGCCGAAUGUGCUGAUCCUGCACCUGAAGCGCUUUAUAGUCACCAGGUCCUACACUGUCAACAAGAUGAAGAAUCCCAUCACUUUGUCAAAAGAACUUGUGCUGAAGGAAGAGUAUAUGGCCAACAGAAAUACGACAGCUCGUUAUUCUCUGGUGAGCGUCGUCAGCCACAUGGGCUCCAGUGCUGACAGUGGUCAUUACAUCUGCGACAGUAUCUACGGAAGGCCGGAUAUGGGGGAUUCAGCCAACCUUUGGCUAACAUAUAAUGAUGAGCGUGUUAGCCAAACAACAGCAGAAGAUGUCUGUCGCCGUAGAGAAACAACUGCUUUCCUGCUGUUCUAUGAAAAACAGGCCCUUGAAGAGCUAACACACCUGCCAUCAGGGCUGCAAUAUUGACUGCAGCAAGCAAUGCCACAAAUUACUACAGUGGCUUGCAAAAUUAUUCACACGUCUUUAACUUUUCCAUAUAUUGUCACAUUACAACCAAAAAUACAAAUACAUUUUAUUGGAAUCUUAUGUGAAAGAUAAACUGCUAUACAACUGUGAAGUAGCAAGAAACUAAUACA